AUGAAAAUAUUAGUACUCUUAUUAUUUUUUUCUAUAUGUAUUGUAAGCUAUUCAGUCCAAAUAGAACAAAAUGAUUGGAAUUUACCUUUAUAUACUCUUAAUACAACGACUCAACAAAGAAAUUACUGUGGAACAAACGGUUUAAAUAUUAUCACUUGUUUCAAUGAUACCGUCCAAAGAAUUACAAUUAGACAUGUACCAGCGAAAAAAAAUAAAUUACUUUCAACUAUUGAUCUUAUUUGUUUUAAUUCUUUGAUAUCGAUAGCUGUUAUUGAUGCCAAUACCGAAAACAAUUUCCUUUAUGGUGAAUUUCCAUUAAAACUCGAAAGUCUUCGUUUGGAUAAUGGUAAUCUAACUUCAUUAUUUAAUUAUGUUGAUCUUUCAUUAGGUUUUAAUAAUACAAUAGUCAGGAAUCAAAUUAAAAAACUUAUUUUAUAUGGUGGAGUUUCAAAAUCUGAAAAUGUAAAUAUAUAUUUUUCAACACUUUCACAUUUUUCCAACCUAUAUUUCUAUAUCGAAGAUGGUGCCACAAUAACAAACCAAACAAAUUUCAAUUUUAUAAAUGAUUUAAAUGAAACAAAGAAAUCAUCAUUCCAAUCAAUUACAACCUAUUGUUCAAAUGUACCAUCAUUAGACUAUAAUAAUGUUAUUUUAAACUAUGUUGAAUUUACAUAUUUACCAAGUUUUGAUUAUGAAUCAGUUUCAAAUUAUUCAACAUAUUCAAAUGUUGUUUCUCUUGAACUUAAUUCCAAUAAAAAUGAUCAAGUUUACCCAUUCCCAUUAGGCCUUUCUAAAAUUCCGCCUGGUAAUCAGUUAACUUCUUUAUCUAUUAAUCAUUUAAUAGAAAAGCCUCCUUACUUUAUAGAUUUAUCAAAUUUAGAUUCAAACAUUAGUAGAGGAAUAUAUACUAGUAAUCAAAUAGAAAUUUUAAAUGCUGGCAAUUCUUUCAAUAUAGAUGGAGUAUUUCCCUUCACUUCUUUCCCCAAAUAUUUAGAUUCUUUUACCUUUGAAUAUGGAAAUUUAAGCAGAUUACCAGAUUUUGAAAAUAUUUUUAAUGAAAAUAUUGAGUAUAUAGAUAUAAGUAAUAAUAUAAUUACUGAGAAUAUAACUAGAACAUUAGAAUGGCCAGGAAGAACUAUUACACUUUACCUAAGAAACAAUCAUUUGAAAGGAUCAAUCGAUGAAAGUUGGUGCAAAUUUAAUCUUGAGAUUUAUGGAAACUCUCUAAGUGGUGAAGCUCCAUCAUGUUUUGUUUGCCACAUUAAUAGUAAUUCCUUUGCUAUAACUGGUAACGCAUUCUCAAAUAUGGAACUAAAACCACCAUGUACCUCUGUGAUUUUAAAUUUAUGGUAUGAUAAUUCGACAAAACUAUUGUUUUUGUAUGGUCAAGAUAUUGGAUUUGCAAGAUCAGAUUUUAAAUUAUCACCAUCUUCAUUCAACCCUUAUUGUGGCCUUUUGGAUGAAAAGGUUUAUGAGAAUGUUAGAAAUGGUUUGUUUUGUUUAAAUUAUAGUCUACCUGGUCCAGUUCCCUUACAUAUAAAUAUUACCUACCCAAAAAUGCCCUCAAAUUCUCCAGUUAAAACAUUUGAAAUCUCAGCUUACAAUAUGUAUUUACCAUUAAUUAAUAGUGUUUCAAAAGAUUCAAAAACCAAUCUAUAUACUAUCGAUGGUCAAUACUUUGCAUACAAUAGUACUGUUAUUACCGUUUUAGUUGAUUCUCAAAUUUGUAUUGUAGUAUCUUGUAAUUUUAGAGAAAUCAAAUGUUUACUAUCGAAAAACAACAACAAUAAUAAAAACAACAUGAUUAAUACCAAUUAUUUACUAUCCGUUCAAAUUAUGAAUGUUUCAUCAAAUUUCAAUUUAACUAAAUGUCCAAAUGAUUGUAGUGGCGCUGGUAUUUGUGAUUUAAAUUUAGGUAUAUGUUCAUGUAAUUCAAAUAGAAUAUUUGAUGAUUGUAGUGGUUUCAAAUGUAUUGGAGAUUGUACUAGUUUAACAAAUUCUGAAUGUAACUUUACAAUUGGUAAAUGUGAAUGUAUAUCAGGAUGGGAAGGUGAUGAUUGUAAAACUCAAUUAUUUUGUCCAAAUGAUUGUAGUGGUAGUGAUGCAGGUAAUUGUGAUUAUAUAACCAAAACAUGUAAUUGUAAACAAGGUAGAACAUUUGCAUGCAAUACUGAUUGUUUAAACGAUUCAAAAUGUAAUUUUACAAUUGGCAAAUGUGAAUGUAUACCAGGGUGGGAAGGUGAUGGUUGCAGUAUUCGACCAAAAUGUCAAAAUGAUUGUAGUGGUGGUGAUGCAGGUAAUUGUAAUUAUAUAACUAAAACAUGUAUUUGUAAACAAGGUAGAGCAUUAGAUGAUUGUAGUGGAUUUGCAUGCAAUAUUGAUUGUUUAAACGAUUCAAAAUGUAAUUUUACUAUUGGCAAAUGUGAAUGUAAAGAUGGAUGGGAAGGUGAUAAUUGUAACACUAAGCAACCAAAUUGUCCAAACAAUUGUAGCGAAUCAGGUAUUUGUGACCGUUCAACUUUGAAAUGUUUAUGUGACUCUGAUAGAUUAUUUGAAGACUGUAGUGGAUUGAAAUGUAUUAUAAAUUGUAAUAACAAUUCAAUAUGCAAUAAUAAAAUUGGUAAAUGCGAAUGUCUAUCAGGUUGGUUUGGUGAUAGUUGUGAAAAUUCAGAAAAAUCUUCAUCUGAAUCCUCUGAAUCUUCUGAAUCUUUAUCAAAAUCAAACAAAACCAAAGUUAUAUUACUAUGCACUAUAUUGCCAUCUAUUGCAUUGAUAGGUAUAAUUUUGGUGGUCAUUUCAUUAAAAAAAAGAAAAAAUGAAGAUCAAUAUAAGUACCACAUUAAAUUAAAAUAA
This is a messenger RNA of Dictyostelium discoideum AX4, 2853 nucleotides long. RefSeq lists its product as hypothetical. The transcript has 7 exons. The coding region runs from base 1 to 2853 and encodes 950 amino acids. The record is from RefSeq and is a predicted model, not a curated record. NCBI's taxonomy places the organism in Eukaryota, Evosea, Eumycetozoa, Dictyosteliales, Dictyosteliaceae.